AUGUCUAAUUUGCCAUCGUUGUUUUCUCGUUUCCGCUUCUCGCUUACAAUUAAUUCUAUAAUUUGCGGAGAUGCUAUUCGUCUCCUCAUCUUUCGCCGCAAACUUCUGCAAACGAAAUAUAAUGCCAGCUUUUCACCCCGCCAAAUGCGGGAAAGGCGGCCGAAUAAUGCGGGAAUAAAACGGUUCCUACAAAUACUACAGCUCGAUAUGCGCAAAGGUAAUACCUGUACCUGGACCGACGCUUUGUUAAAAUCGCAUUUCCGGUCAAAUGGCAUUCCAGGAAAAAUCGGAUUAUUUACGUCGCCGCACUUUACAAACGAGCGAAAACUCGGCAUUUACGAAAUUAAUAUCGGCGGCCGGUGGGAUUCGACCAAUUGUUGGGACGAUACGGUUGUCUGCGGCUUUAAUACUAUCGGGUUCGACCAUACCCCCAAAUUUGGCCGCACAAUCCCAGAAAUUGCCCGGAAUAAGGCGGGCAUUAUAAAGCCCGGUUACCUGGUAUUUUCCGUCCUUCAAAUAUUUAAACUGGAAAAAAAAUCGAAUCUGGUCGGCUGCCUAUUUAUCUUUAUUAACGACCGUCCCUUUCGUAUUCCUAAUACGGAUAGGCCGGAGCUCUUUCUAAAACCGGUGCGCAACAAUUUUGCCCUAGCAAUUAAAUUAGCCGACGCAUACCUAAAGUUUUGUUUGAAUAGCCGGUUUUUAAACGAAGAUAUUAUCGGUGCCGUCCACAUUUACGAUUGGCCAAAUCGUUUCCAAAUGGUCGAAAAUCCUGGAACCAAAAUACGGUUUUAUCUUAAUUCCCCUGCCAACUUUCUAAAUAUACUUGUAUCGUUUGAUUGGUUUAUAACCCAAAUGCAAUACUACGCGUCCGUCGCCUUACCCACUCCUUUUAAACCUCGACAGCCUACUAGGAUUUUAAUUUUCGGUUAUGAUUCCACACAUCGUGACGUUUUUACGGUCGCGCGAGCAAUUGCUAACCACUGUUAUAAAUUUAAAUUUGCCUUCAAUAAAAUUAUCCUUACCAGUUAUAAACAUCCAAUUAACGGUUUACGUGCUAGCGAGACGAUGGGCGUGUGGGAGGAGAUAUAUGGAUCUCCUGUUGUCUCUUUCGCCGAAUCUGUUGAAGAUGCUCUGGAAAAUUGCAGCCCCAUUAACGAUUUGGGCUUAUAUAUGCUAAUUACUGGAUAUACCGAUUUGGUAUCGUCGGCCUUACCGGUACUAAUAACGGGGGUUAAAUUAAAACUAAACAAAUUUACCAGUUAUAAUGGGACCUCGGGAGGAAAUGGAAUACGGCUAUAA
Molecule: messenger RNA, 1299 nt
Organism: Pyricularia grisea
Lineage: Eukaryota; Fungi; Ascomycota; Sordariomycetes; Magnaporthales; Pyriculariaceae
Exons: 6
Coding region: 1-1299 (432 amino acids)
Biological process (GO): tetrahydrofolylpolyglutamate biosynthetic process
Cellular component (GO): cytoplasm; mitochondrion; cytosol
Molecular function (GO): ATP binding; tetrahydrofolylpolyglutamate synthase activity
Source: RefSeq, a predicted model, not a curated record